This is a messenger RNA of Anopheles cruzii, 3912 nucleotides long. RefSeq names its product eukaryotic translation initiation factor 5B (gene eIF5B). The transcript has 9 exons. Lineage: Eukaryota; Metazoa; Arthropoda; Insecta; Diptera; Culicidae. Gene Ontology annotation, molecular function: GTP binding; translation initiation factor activity; GTPase activity. Bases 253 to 3882 code for a protein of 1209 amino acids. The record is from RefSeq and is a predicted model, not a curated record.
UUGUGUAUCAAAAUAUCUUCCACACAUGGUUAAUGUUCAGAGCGGAAUUGAAAAGAUUUUCGAGCUUAAAGCAUAUGAUUAGCGGAGAUUUUUUCCGGUGUUGUGUAAACCACGUGUAAUCCAAAGUGUUCUAGUAACUAUAAAAUUUCCUUCAGUCAUUUCCACGUGAAGAAAGUUUUUUAGUGUGGCUACUCGUAACCGGGUUCACUAGAACUAGUGCUUUGUGCCGAAGGUAGUGUAAAGGCGGGUGAAAUGGGAAAGACGAAGAAAGGCAGACAGGAAGGCGACUUAGCUGGGUUAGAGGAGAACCACUGUGUGCUUGUUCAGCAGGGGAAGAUGUCGGACAACGAUGCGCGAGAAGGAAAGGAUGAUCGGAAAAAUGAUCCCAAGAAAUCAAAAAAGGUUAAUAAAACGAAAAAGACCACUACGGAGAGCGAUGACGAUGGACCCAAUGAUCUAGUUCCAUCGGUGGCGGAAGCUACAAAAAAAAUGGCGAAAGCUGAUUCUAAUGAUAACAUCGAAACUAAAUCGAAAAAACAAACGGGGGGAGAUAAAUCUGAACCGAUGGGUUUUUCAUUGCUCGCUAUGGAAGAUGACGAAGACGAUAAUGUUGAUGAUGGCCGUGAAUACGACAGUAUAUCGCAGGAAGUACCAGAAGAUUCUUCCGGUGGGCAGCAAAAGAGCGGCAAGGGCAAGAAAUCGAAAGUUGCCAAGAAGGAAGGUCAGAAGAAGCUGGAGCCGGAAUACGAGGAAGUAGGCACUUUAGAGUCCUCUGUUGGAGGGAAGGCUGGAAAGAAAAGUAAAAAGAAGAAAAAAGCCACUGAAGAGGACGACGAGAUCGAGCGAAUGUUGGCUGAAUUGAACAUGGAAUACUCUGGCCAGAAGCAGCCCGAUGAUAAACACAAAUCCACAAUGCCACAACAGCAAGCGGAGAAGAAGGAUAAGAAAAAGAAAAUCGAGGAAGCAACGGAAACAGUUGAUUUAAAGGUGUUUGGAGAUCAAGUUGAAGACACAACUAGCGACAGCAUAUCUUUGAAAACCGCAGGUGAAAAGAAAAAACAUAAAAAAUCCCGCGAGAAACCUACCGUGGAAGAGUCCACCACGACCGAGGAGUCAACGAGAACUGCUCAAAAGGAGCCGAAGAAUGUGCCACAUAAGGAAGCUGAUAGCAGCAGUAGGAAGCAGGAUGAUAUUGCCGUAGAAACGUUAAAUAAAUCGUCAAAAAUAGCAUCUGGGACACCUUCCGAGGUUGUCGAAGGAGUCUCUGAAUCGUCCGCGACCGCAACCGGCGAGAGUAAGAAAAAGAAACCCAACAAAGCGGCCCUUGCAGUAAUGCAAGAACGAUUAAAAGCAAUCCGCGAAGAAGAGGAACGGUUACGCAAGGCCGAAGAAGAAAAAGCGGUACUCGAGGAGCAAGCGGAACUGUUCCGACUCGAGCAGUUACGCUUGGAGCAGGAAAAAAAGGAACAAAAAAAGCAGCGUGAAAAGGAUCGCCGCGAACGAUUAAAGGCAGAGGGUAAAUUGUUGACGUCGAAACAAAAACAAGAUCGCGCUCGGGCACAGGCCAUGCUGGAGGCACUUAAGGCACAGGGAAUUGAAAUUCCGGAAGUUACAGCAGAGAAACGUGUCCGACCAGGCACUCGUAUUCGCCCAAAAAAGAACCAAGAGACAAACGCAGAAUCCGAAUCGAAGGAAUCACCUCUGGCAAUAGCCGAAGGCACAGAGGCAGAUAUUCUUGACAAGGCAGCGUCAAUAGAAAAGCAAGUGAAAGAAUCCUGGGAUGCAUCAGAUAGUGAACACGAGAAAGAAGAAAAGGAGGAAGAGUCACUGAUAGAACGUGCUUCGGGAAGAAAAGCCAUCGAACACAAAAAGCAAACUUCUGUCGACGAAGACGACGAUGAUUAUGCCGAUGAGCAGAACAAAGAUUCCGACGACGACGACGAGGAUGGCGACUCCGAUGAUGAUUUCGACGACGAUGAAGAUUCCGAUUCGGAUUCUGAAGCAGGCGAUCAUAAGAAAGAAGCGGAAAAGAUGCGUCAACGAGCGCUAGACCGUAUUUCAAAGCGCACACAAGAGGCGGAAAAAAAACGAACAUUAGACAACCUACGUGCUGCCGUCGUCUGUGUGCUGGGUCAUGUUGAUACGGGAAAAACGAAAAUUCUCGACAAACUGCGUAGAACGAAUGUGCAAGAUGGAGAAGCUGGAGGCAUUACACAACAGAUCGGAGCAACCAAUGUGCCCGUUGAAAACAUUAAGGAGCAAACGAAAUUUGUCAAAGGUUUUGCUGAUCUAGAGUUUCGUCUUCCCGGAUUACUCAUCAUUGAUACACCCGGCCACGAGUCCUUUAGCAAUCUUCGCUCUCGUGGCUCGUCUCUGUGCGAUAUCGCAAUCCUUGUCGUAGAUAUAAUGCAUGGUCUUGAGCCACAAACGAUUGAAUCGAUCAAUUUGUUAAAGUCCAAACGAACUCCAUUCGUGGUGGCUCUUAAUAAGAUUGAUCGACUGUACGAUUGGAAUACAAUGGCGCGCAAGGAUGUGCGAGAAAUCCUAAAGAGCCAGGCUUCAAAUACACAAUUAGAGUUUACUAAACGAACGAACGAAAUAAUCGUACAAUUCGCAGAACAGGGUCUUAACGCAGCCUUGUUUUAUGAAAACUCCGAUCCAAAAACAUACGUGUCGCUGGUUCCAACGAGUGCAAUCACUGGCGAGGGAAUGGGCAAUCUGCUGUUUCUGAUUGUGCAAUUCUGCCAGAAACAGCUCGCCAAGCGUUUGAUGUAUAGCGAGGAUCUGCAGGCGACCGUACUCGAAGUGAAAGCGAUUCCUGGCCUCGGUACGACGAUCGAUGCAAUUUUAAUUAAUGGAGUAUUGCACGAAGGUGACACGAUGAUCCUGGCCGGAACCGAGGGACCGAUUGUAACACAGAUCAAGGCUCUCCUCAUGCCACAGCCGAUGAAGGAAUUACGUGUGAAGAAUGCGUACAUUGAGCAUCGUGAGGUUACCGCCGCGCAGGGUGUCAAGAUUGCUGCAAAGGACUUAGAAAAAGCUAUCGCUGGGCUAAACCUACAGAUAGCGAUGAAACCGGAUGAGGUGGAAUUUUUUAGAGAGAUAGUAGCUCGUGACUUAAAAUCGGCUCUCAGUAGUAUUAAGUUGAGCGACCGCGGAGUAUACGUGCAAGCAUCAACCCUUGGUUCACUGGAAGCGUUGCUGGAGUUCUUACGAACAUCUAAAAUACCGUAUUCUGGCAUUCGAAUUGGUCCUGUUGUGAAGCGUGAUGUAAUGAAGGCGUCGACAAUGUUGGAGCACGAGAAUCAGUAUGCUACCAUCUUGGCAUUCGAUGUAAAAGUUGAGCGAGACGCACAAGACCUAGCCGACAAUCUGGGCGUUAAAAUUUUUCAAGCGGACAUUAUCUAUCAUCUGUUUGAUAAGUUCAUGGCGUAUCGUGAAGAAAUUAGACUGCGAAAACGUGACGAAUUCAAGUCGAUUGCCGUGUUUCCGUGCAAAUUGAAGAUCCUACCUCAGUUUGUGUUUAACUCGCGUGAUCCUAUCGUGAUGGGUGUUAUUGUAGAAGCUGGAGUCGUUAAAGAAGGCACACCAAUUUGUGUUCCUAGUAAAGAGUUCACGGAUUUGGGCGUUGUAACGUCGAUUGAAGCGAAUCAUAAGCAGUUAGAAACUGCUCGAAAGGGUCAGGAAGUAUGCAUCAAGAUUGAACCGAUUCCGGGUGAAACCCCCAAAAUGUUUGGACGUCACUUCGACGAAACUGAUUUACUAGUUAGCAAGAUUUCUCGUCAAAGUAUUGAUGCGUGCAAAGACUACUUCCGCGAUGAUCUUCUAAAAUCCGACUGGACAUUAAUGGUGGAAUUAAAAAAAACCUUCCAGAUACUGUAACUGGUGUAUUCAAAAACAUCUUUUCGUCAU